UUUGCUUCGGGGGAUUUAAAGCCUCCACGUUCCGUUUUCCCGAUUUUCCCGACCCACCAAAGGAGAAUCGAACCGGGAGCCGCGCGGGGGAAACAUGGAAGAUGACAUCGAAGGUUUGAAAGACUUGAUAUUGGAGGAAUUGGCGCGUCUGGGCGUGCAAACCACCUCGGAGGGCAAGGCGAGCCAAGGGGCCAGCAGACUCCUCAACUACAACUCCAAUGCCUCCAAGUCCGGUAAGCUCAAGUCCAAGGGCAAAGGGAGUCCCAGGGCGUCCAAGGGCAAGCGGAGUCCCAGGGCGUCCUCGGCCAAGAGUCCUCACACGAAGCAGGGCCACUCGAAGGGACGGGAUGAGAGGAAGCACACGCCCAAGUCGCCCUUUGCAGCUGCGAAGAGGAAGGCUGAACUACGGAAGCAGAAUUUGAAGGAAAAGGGAUUAGUGUUUGGGAGAGAACUAGGGCAUGUACCCUCAGUAUGUGUGUACAUGAGUGAUGGAACUCAGGUUACUGUCGCAGAGUUCCUUGUGGACGUUUGCAACCUCGUCCGCAGAAAUAUCACAGUUGAAGGCAUUUUUCGCAAGGCUGGUUCAUCACAGCGACAAAGUGAUAUUAAGAAACUGAUUGACAGUGGAAGCAGUCUUCCCAAUAGUGUUCAUGUUAUAGAUGGAGCAUGUCUCUUGAAGCAGUUUCUCAGGUCACUGCCAAAUCCACUCUUGUCCUCAGAAGUUCAUAGCAAGACCAUAAAAUGUAUGCAACUUGGAAAAGAAGCAAGGGUAGAAGCAGUGACUCUGUGCACAAUGUUAUUACCACUGGCUAAUAGACACACCCUUGUCUAUCUUAUGGAUUUUCUUUCAGAUGUUGUUCAUGCAAGUGGAAGCAACCUGAUGGAUGCACAUAAUUUGGCAAUAGUGUUAGCACCCAAUCUACUACCAACAUCAAUCACAUUAAACAAUAAAAAAGGUUCAGCAGGAUCCUUGCAUUCCGAAGAUGCCAUUCUUGCAACUAAUAUUGAGAUUUUGCAGGCGAAGUCAAGGACCAAAAUGGGCCAACCAUUCACCAUUAAAGAAAUUCCAAGCACGUGGAAUGUAUUCCCCCAACCAAGCACACAACCCUCCGUCAUGGGCUACUCCAAGUCGAGCCUCAAGAGAUCUACUUCAGCGAAGGUCAGCGCACUCCCCAAAUCCCCGGGCACUAACCUUCACACAAACCACCAGGGUGUGAGCAGGAAGAGCCUAGGUCGCACAGAGCAUAUUGGCGGCAGAGCUGUGAUCUCAAAGACAAGUUCGGAUGUUGCCAAUACGAUGGCAUUGGUGAAAAUACCAGUAGUGAAGAGAAGAAGCUGUGAUAUACCUCUAAGGUCCACUGAAAUGAGAGGAAGCAUUUCUGAAGACACAACCUGGAUGAGGCGGCGAAGCAGUGGGAACUGGAGGAAAAAGGAGAAUGAACCUGAUGGUGAAGAUGUUUCUACUUUAGGACCCCGGGGGGUGCCAGAUGGGGCUGAGUGUAUUUUGCGGGAUAAAGUUAUGCCAAAACCAGCCAUUGCAGAUACAGUAGAAACUUUGGAACAGCAGUACGAUGACAUUAAGUCUGUAGUUAAAAAUAUGGAAGAGGAAGUUGACAAGAACAAUGUGCAGCAGUUAAAAGAGACCUACUUCCCAGACAGCUCUUCAUUAUCAGCACAGAAUAUGAGCUACUCAGAAAUGAUUCAGAGUGCCUAUGAGCGAAUGAAGGUUGAAACAAAGGACCUGGAAAUUAGCCCUUCAGACAAUUUAUCAAAGAGAUUAGGGAAGGAGCUCAAAAUCAGAAAUCGCAGAAGCAGUGAGCAUAGGGUCAUUCGAUCCCCAAGUGAGAGAAAGAUUGGCACCAUUAGGAGACGCUCGAGAGAGCUUGUACAGAAUGCAGCAAAGAGCCUUAUUAAUGUAGAGGAUACUCCAGCUAAUAAACCUGUUCAGACACCAAGGAUGAAAGGGGCUCUUAUGCAGACACCUAUCAAUACAGCAUUAAAGAGGGGGAGGCCAAACUCGGUGAAAUCAGGUCUUCCAUUUGUGGUGAGGGCUUUGAACAUCAGCUCAGAUUCAGUAAUGCCAGUUGAUGAAACUCCAAUUUCAAGUCGCACAGUUGUUGUCAACAGGAGAAAUGGUGAACAGGAGCAGAUCCAACGUUUACAGAUUACAAAUCAGAGUUUAUACAACAGGUCAAAUGAACGAGAGAAGAUAUUUGAAAAUUCUGAGGUGUCUGGACUAGAAAAUACAAAUAGUAAUUUGUCUCUGAGUAGUAGCCUACCUGCAUUAAACACUGAUGAUAGUCUGAUGGGAAGUUUCCUGGAGCAGUUCCCUGGACCAAUGACACGUAGGCGGUCUAGUAUUUUGUCUGCUUCCGCAAAUUUAGAUUCAUUCAUUAUGAUUCAUUCAUCUGAAAAUUCAGUCCACAUUGAAAACCAGGGUGAUAGAAUCACCUUGAGCAGUCAUUCCAGUGAGUGUAUGGAUGUAGAUGAAGAGCCCAUGAAUAAUGAACAAAUGGGUAGCCAAAACAAGUCAGCUGUUUAUGCAAUCCCAGCUGUUGUGGUUCCAGAAUCGGGUAGAGAUGAAAGUUGGGUACCUGCAGCAGACUUCAUUGAUCACAUUGAGGAUAUGGAAGAUGAUCAAGAGGGUGGUGUAACUGAGAAUGCAGGAAGGCCAUCACUAGCAGCACUCAUGAAACAGAAAAAGGUGACAGCCAAUGUGCGAUUGUUCAGCAAUUUAGAAACUGCAACGCCUGCUCAGAGGAGGCAAUCAAGAAUGCGUGGCACUCCACACAGACUGCCUUUACAGCGUGGGGCAAACUCGGAGAGCAGAGGAACUAAACUCAAGCACACUAAGAGUAUGCCUCAUAGAUCAACUAUGACCCCAAGAGAGCUGUUGAAAGCAAGGCAAAAAUCAUUCCAUUUUGAUAAAUCUCCACACAAUCUUGCAAAAGUUGCUGUAGUGUCUCCACUGAAGGAAAGUACAUGGAUAAACAUUCAACAAGAGCAUUCUAGGGAAACAACAAAACCCCACAGGGGUGAAGCAACAACCCCACAGCGGAAAUUCCACAAUGAUGAGGUAGGCUUCAAGACACCCAUCAUACCAAGGAAUUUUCUACGUAGCCAAAGUACAAAGUCUCCAGCUGAGAUUGCCUCCGCCCAACCACCUAAACUGCCUCCGAGAGCAAGUGUUAAACCAUCACCCAUACGUGUUCAAUACAGAUAAAUAUAAAAAGCUCUCUUCAUAUUAGUCAUGUGUUAUUUCAAUUUGGUUUUCAUACGUCUUACUUUUGCUUUACUGGAAAUGCCAUUGCUUUGCAAAUUAAAUUGUUUUAAGAGAAAAUUAAUAGAUUGUAGCUUAAUUUCUAAAUAUCUUUGACAUCCAUUUCCCCUGUGGAACAUUUCUUUGAAUUGUCUUUUAAUACUUCUGUAUUUUCAUCACUUCUAGAUUUAAAUACAUUUUGAUACACCUGAAAUAAACAAAACUGGUACACCAGAAAAAGAGACUACUGUUUUUAUUUUUAUGUCGCCAGUUGAUUUUUAGGUAUUAUAUCAUUCCAUAUUUUCACACACAUUACCCCAUGUUUUAGUUCAUUUCACUGUGUAAUUAUUUUAUAAGAGAUUUAUAUCAUAUGCUUUGGUUCAGCCAACUUGUUUUUCUGUUAUCUUUCAACAAAGGGAUUUGUUAAAAAUCUUGUUUUAUAAAAUCUGUGCCAUACUAAAAAAAACAAAAAAAACUUUUAGAUUAAGUGGACCAGGACUCAAAAGUCUGUUAGCUUUGUAUUUUGACCUUGCCACUCAUAAUAAAUUUUUAAAGAGAUUGAUUUUGCUUGUUUUAAUAUAGCUUGUACACAUUUCAUCUUUAUGAUAAACUUAUUUCAUUAUUAUUGCUCAAUAAAUUGGAUGAGUACCAUUUUUACUGAUAUUUAUCCAUUUAAGAGUGAUCUUUUGUUGCAUUAAGACCUUGAUUGAUUGUAUAUUCGUAAUCAAUAAUACAAAUGGGAUAAAGAUUGAUAUUAUGUGAGUAAUAAGUAGCAAAAGGCAAUGGGAACUCAUUUAUUUUGCAUAAUACAAUAUCUAUUAAAAAUGGUGCUCGGAAAUGCGAAAUCUUAUUUUCAUAGUCUGUAAUUACAAUGGAUAACUUUUCCAGAUGCAACAACUUAAAGUAUACAUUCUGCCAAAUGUUAUAUAAAUGCAUAUCAUGAUUAUUUAAUUUGAGUGAUAAGUUAAUCAGAUUAAUGGAAAGACAAGGCUGCAAAAAUGUUUAUUCAUCAGAGAUUUUGGAGGUCCCUACCCAGUCGUGGAAUACUUGCUUUAAGAAAUACGUUAAGUAAAACUGUAACAUUUUCCACAAAACAAAAAUAAUCCAUCAUACAAAAAAAAAUAUGCUGGAAAAUCAAGUACAUUUAUGCUUUGCUGUAGAAAUGGAAUUACACGUAUCUGCUACAUGUUGGUUGACUUAUAUUAUAAAGUGGUAUUUUAUGUAACUGUUCUUCCGAUGCCCUUUAUCUUGUAUUCUGUUAUACCCUGUACUCAAAAACAUUAACUUAUGUACAUCAUUCUUUGCUACCCCCAUGGUGAGUGUGGUAUUUAAUUUGUGUUCUGUUUAAUAAAAUAUUAUGCCUUA
This is a messenger RNA of Penaeus indicus, 4624 nucleotides long. RefSeq lists its product as uncharacterized. The coding region runs from base 95 to 3223 and encodes 1042 amino acids. The transcript is spliced from 6 exons. The record is from RefSeq and is a predicted model, not a curated record. Gene Ontology annotation, biological process: signal transduction. Lineage: Eukaryota; Metazoa; Arthropoda; Malacostraca; Decapoda; Penaeidae.